CGCACGUAGCGCCCGCGCCGCGCGCUCUUUGCCGCGCGAUUUACGCGCCAAAUACCAAUUAAUCAAUAAAGCAAACAAAUAUAAUUAAUUGAAAAAACAUUUGAAAAAAAAAUAUCUCGUUCUUUUUAUGUAUCUUAAAAUAUAUAUUUUUCAAUACAGAAUCUUAGAAUAUUUACAAAACUAAAACUUGUUUAUUUUAUAAGUUGUAAUUUAAGUUAAAUAAUGCAGUGAAAACUGAAGUGAUAAAAGUAAAUGCCUUAAAAAUCUCAGAAUUAAUUAUUUAUUAUGUAGAACUAAAAAACUGUAAUUCUGUACAAUGGAGUUUCCAAAUUAUAAUAAUGUUAGUUGUAAAAUAACAAUGUGGUGUGUUAGAAGUGGAAAACCGAUGAGUUCAAAACUAAUCUAUGCGGGCCUGAUUGUGUGUGCUGUUUUUGUGACAUCGGUGUUUUGUGAUACAGAUUUGUCCCGAUCUCUCACUUACGAGCAAAUCUACAACAGCACACACUACGUCCAGUUAGAACACUACACAACGCCAUACAAAGUGCCCAGCCGAAGGAACAGUAGUCAAAGAUAUUACACCAAGCCGAGAGCAGAGGGAGUCAGGUGGAAAGACAAGUAUGAGCUGAGUGGUCAAGGACAGCUGCUGGUGGGGUUUGCGCGCGACCCCUUCCGACAAUCUAUACCGGAAGCUGAUUAUCGUAACGGAGUAAGAUCGCUAGACCCCCAGCAGUACUCCAACAACGGCGACCGGGGCAAGCGAGGGGUCCUCCACCUGUACAACAUGCUGACCUGCGCCACGGGCUGCGACCCCCUGGACUACAAGGGCUACGGCUGCUACUGCGGCUUGCUGGGCGAAGGCCGGCCCACGGACGGCAUCGACAACUGCUGCCGCAUCCACGACGAGUGCUACGAGAAGUUCCGCUGCCCGUUCUACACGGUGUACUUCCAGCCCUACUACUGGAAGUGCUACCACGGCGAGCCGCUCUGUGCGCUCGAGAACCACUUAGUGCGAAAGGGAGUGAACAGCUGCGCAGGACAACUCUGCGAGUGCGACCGUCGGUUCGCGAUGUGCGUCCGGCGUUACUCCUGCCCUCGCGGGAAGGCGCUGUGCAGGUCCUCGCCACUCCGGCUGCUGCAAAACAUCCUCCUGUCAUACAAAUGACACUGAUACCUGUUCCACGCUGCGCAGGCAGGUCAGCGCUCCUGAUCUGAACUAUGCCUAACAUGUUGUAUUCUGAAGUAGGACAAUAGCUGUUCAAUGGUUUUUUUUUUGAAGUGAUAGCUUCUUUAGCCGUGUUGAAUGAUUUUUGGUGAGGGAAAAACGUAUGAGUAUACGUCAACGGUGUCGCAACACUACAAGUUUUGCUCCUACCAAAAAUCGCUUGAUGUGGCUAAAAGAAGUUAUCACUUCAAAGAUGGUACGGAACCCUUCGUAUGCGAGUCCUACUCGGACUUUACCAGUUGUUUUAAUUAAUUGUAGAUUUAUAAGCAGUCUUUAUAUUUUUAACAGUUGGGUAUUUGUCGCCCGUAGAAUUUGCCAUUGAUUUCUGUCAUACCUAACUUUUCAUUAAAAAUGUAGUUACCAGUUAAAUAUUAAGAUAGUAAAAAAUGCCUACCUACCUAUUUAUUUAAGAACAAAAUAAGUUUAAACUAAUUAUUCAAUUUUGUAAAUACGUGUAAAUAAUGAUUAAUGUCAAUGAUACAACAGCUAUCUAAUUUUAAUGUAAUUGUUUAUGUUAUACGAAUAAUUAUAUUAUUUAUAUUAGUU
This is a messenger RNA of Maniola jurtina (meadow brown), 1768 nucleotides long. RefSeq lists its product as uncharacterized. Gene Ontology annotation, biological process: phospholipid metabolic process; lipid catabolic process; arachidonate secretion. The record is from RefSeq and is a predicted model, not a curated record. Lineage: Eukaryota; Metazoa; Arthropoda; Insecta; Lepidoptera; Nymphalidae. Bases 317 to 1162 code for a protein of 281 amino acids. Gene Ontology annotation, molecular function: calcium ion binding; A2-type glycerophospholipase activity. The transcript has 5 exons.